Molecule: messenger RNA, 2016 nt
Organism: Cladophialophora immunda
Lineage: Eukaryota; Fungi; Ascomycota; Eurotiomycetes; Chaetothyriales; Herpotrichiellaceae
Exons: 2
Coding region: 389-1618 (409 amino acids)
Biological process (GO): malate transmembrane transport
Cellular component (GO): membrane
Molecular function (GO): malate transmembrane transporter activity
Source: RefSeq, a predicted model, not a curated record
GUAUCUACUGGUCAUACUCGUGGUCAUCUCCUUUCCUUAAGUAGAAGCUGCAGCGGAAAAUACAUGGCGCAGCUUGAAAUCAUACCACCGGACCACCAGCCAAUUCGUCAUGUCAUCACGCGUUUUGUUAGCAGCCAGGGGCCACGUUCCGAAAUCCAAGCCCAACCGCCGAUAACAAAGCAUCCCUAUCCAUCAGACUGCUGCGCGGCUCGACCCAUCAGAUCUCCUCGUCGGGAUUCGACUGAAACAUCUUGCUACCCGAGUUAUUUUGCGGGCGCUCCUCUCUGCACAUGAGACCUUAACAUGUUGGGCGCAGUCUGCUACUUAUUGUGAUGGACGUCCGCGACCUCGUCGACGACGACGCCCUCCAACGAUUGCUGUCGACAACAUGAUGGAUUCAAUCGAACAACCUUAUAAGAUGGAGGAGCCGCCCUUUGUCGAGAACGGCUUCCAGCGACUGAGACAUCUGACAUGGGCAUGGUUCACCUUCCCAAUGGCCACGGGCGGCCUAGCCCUGCUCCUGUCCCCCAAGAACCAACCACACACCUUCACCGGCCUCGAGACCAUCGGUGAAAUCGUCUACAUUUGCGACCUGUUCAUCUUCGCGUUCAUCGCUUCGGCCAUCACGUACCGGUUCGUACGAUGGCGGGGCACCCUCAAAGCGAGCCUGGUACACCCAACCGAGUCUCUCUUCUUCGGCACGGCAUUCCUGUCGCUUGCCAGCAUCAUCGCCGGCAUGGCCCUGUACGGCAUCGAGCAUACAGGCGAUUGGCUGGUGGUGACCUACCGCGUUCUUUUCUGGCUGUAUUUCGCCUGCACGUUCAUUGCCGCCGUCGGGCUGUACUGCAUGCUCUUCACCAACCCUCGACUGAAGAUCCAAGACAUGACCCCGGCUUGGGAUCUUCCCAUGUUUCCAUUCAUGCUUACCGGCACCAUCGCCGCGUCGGGGAUCGAGUUCCAGCCUCGCGACGCCGCCAUGCCCAUGCUCUUCGCAGGGCUGACCGCCCAGGGUCUCGGCAUGCUCAUCUCGAUGGGCAUGUACGCCAGCUACGUGCGGCGGAUGAUCAACUACGGGUUCCCCUCGCCGGAGUCGCGGCCGGGCAUGUUCAUCGCGGUCGGCCCGCCGAGCUUCACGGCGCUGGCCAUCAUCGGCCUCGCGGAGCACUGGCCGCGCGGGUACGACUACUUUGGGCCUGACGACAUCACGGCGCAGGUGGUGCGGAUCCUGGCGCUCCUGACGGCCGUCUUCAUCUGGAGCCUGUCGUUCUGGUUCUGGGCCAUCAGCGUGGUCAGCUGCCUGGCCGUCUACCGCACCUUCCGCUUCCACCUCAACUGGUGGGCCUUUGUCUUCCCCAACGUCGGCUUCACCCUGGCCACCAUCAACAUCGGCAAGGCCCUGCGCAGCGAGCCCAUCCUGUGGGUCGGCUCCGUCAUGACCGUCCUGAUGAUUAUUCUUUACUUUUACGUCCUGUGUAACCACAUCCGCGCCGUGUGGCGGAGAGACGUCCUCUACGUCGGCAAGGACGAGGACCACUACCACAAGGAGCGCAUGGAGAAGAUUGAACGCCUCGGCGGCGACCCCGAGAAAUGCAACUGUGCCACCACUGGCGGUCGGUAGAUGGACAUUCUGGUUUUUUUUUAAAAAAUAGAUCGAUAGAAUUAUGAUACCCCCAGAUAGAUCGGCACUAGAUCAAUAGACAGACGGGGCUUGUGGACAUUCGUGUAUAUGUUCUCGGUUCUGCCUUUUGCGGUGUCUCCCUGGGUAGAGAGGAAGGGCGGACACAUGGAGUUUAAACUGGUAUCUCCCCUGAGCCCUGAACUUGACUUUGUUCUCGACGCAGACACACUCACUCACUGACUACGGUGCUGUGCGGGAGCCUUUGGCCUGAGCAGCGCAGCACAGAGCAGCACAGAGCAGCACAGCGCAGUGGGUGAGUGAGUGGUGGUCGGCAAACUUGCUAUUGUAAUUUAGCCUCGGUAAGGGUCAGGAGCUGCGUGCCAAGACAUAACGACAUC